Messenger RNA from Rhizopus microsporus ATCC 52813, 2508 nucleotides. Its product is annotated as protein that is processed in the mitochondrion to yield acetylglutamate kinase and N-acetyl-gamma-gl. The record is from RefSeq and is a predicted model, not a curated record. Gene Ontology annotation, cellular component: mitochondrial matrix; mitochondrion; cytoplasm. Bases 1 to 2508 code for a protein of 835 amino acids. Gene Ontology annotation, biological process: L-arginine biosynthetic process. Gene Ontology annotation, molecular function: NAD binding; N-acetyl-gamma-glutamyl-phosphate reductase (NADP+) activity; acetylglutamate kinase activity. The transcript is spliced from 4 exons. NCBI's taxonomy places the organism in Eukaryota, Fungi, Mucoromycota, Mucoromycetes, Mucorales, Rhizopodaceae.
AUGCUAUCCAUAGCCCGAAAAACACUAUCUACUGUCGGCUCUUUUUCUCGACAUGUCCCUAAAAGAUCCCUUGUGGUGUCUCAACGGUUUGUUACUGAAAGAAGAUACCAUGCUUACUCAAAUCCAAACGCAGAAAAGGAAACUAUCGUCAAGUUAUUAUACAACAUUGGCUCUCGUAAAGAAGUUGAACAAUAUCUUCGCCAUUUUUCAUCUGUAGAGUCACAAAAAUUUGCAGUGAUCAAAGUAGGCGGUGCUGUCUUGACAGAUGAAUUAGAAACACUAGCCUCUGCCUUGACCUUUUUGCAUCGUGUUGGUCUCUAUCCAAUUGUUCUCCAUGGCGCCGGCCCUCAAUUGAACAAACUACUUGAGGAAGCCAAGAUUGAGCCUCAAUAUGAAGAAGGUAUUCGUAUCACCGAUCCCCAGACGCUCGAAAUUGCUCGUAAAGUCUUUAUGGCCGAAAACCUCAAGCUGGUAGAUGCACUCGAAAGACAUGGUACCAAGGCAAGACCAAUUCCUGGAGGCGUGUUUGUGGCUGAUUAUCUUGAUAAAGAUAAAUAUGGAUUUGUCGGCAAAAUCACUGGUGUGAACAAGGAAGUAAUCGAAUCCUCCAUUCGUGCAGGUGCCUUGCCCAUCUUGACCUCGCUUGCUGAAACUCCCACAGGCCAGAUCUUGAACGUCAAUGCUGACGUAGCUGCUGCUGAAUUAGCUACAGUCAUUGAACCUUUAAAGAUUGUAUUUUUAAAUGAAAAGAAUGGGCUUUAUCAUGGUGUUACUGGUAAAAGAUUAGACGUAAUCAAUCUAGAUGAGGAAUACGAAGAUCUUUUGAAAGAACCAUGGGUUAAGUAUGGCACCAAACUCAAGAUCAAGCAAUGUAAAGAACUUUUGGAUGGCCUUCCUCGCUCAUCGUCUGUUGCUAUUAUCUCUGCUGGCCACUUGCAUAAAGAACUAUUUACUGAUUCAGGUGCAGGCACUCUGAUCCGUCGUGGCCAUAAAUUGUUCAAGUACGAUAACUUGGAUCAGAUCGACCCUGACAAGCUUCGUCGCAUUAUGGAAGUUGAAGACAGCGCUGUCCUCUCUGGAGAAACAUCUGUUGCCUCUUAUCUUCGCUCGCUCCAAGGCAAACAAGUCAAUAUUUAUACAGACGAACCUGGCCAGGUUUUGGCUAUUGUUACAAAGAAUCCUGAAGACCCUAGUCAGCCUGCUGUUCUUGAAAAACUUUUGACAACCAAAACGGCUGUUUUGAAUAACGUGCCCGAGAACUUGUGGACAGCCAUUCGUAAGGACCAUGAUUGCUUAACUUGGAGAGUAGAAGCUAAGAGUAAGGAGGGUAAUCUUGAUCCCUCUUGGCACUUUGAACGAGCUGAUGGUUCACUCAGAAACCCCAAAGAUCAAUCCACAACAUUCUUUUAUGGUAUUGAAGACACAGAAAAAGUCAAGCAAACACUUACAGCAGCCCAAAAGGUAGCUACGCCCUUUGGUGCUCGGUCUUUUUCUACAUUGAGACAAUCCCAGCAGCGUCGCGGAUAUGCCACAACAACCCAAAAACUAAAGAACGUAGGUUUAAUUGGCGCACGUGGCUACACUGGUCGUGAACUGAUCAACUUAUUGAAUACUCACCCUCAUCUCAACUUGACACACGUAAGCUCUCGUGAACUUGAAGGAAAAUCUUUGGAAGGUUAUACCAAGUCCGAUUUGACCUACGUCAACUUGAAGCCUCAAGAUCUUAAGGCACAAACUGAAGUCGAUGCUUGGGUUCUGGCUUUACCCAAUAACGUUUGUACACCCUUUGUAGAUCAAGUCAAUCAAGAUGUCAAGGCUGGCGAAUCAUCUGAAAAGGUGCUCGUUGAUUUAAGUGCUGAUUAUCGAUUUGACGCCACAUGGACCUAUGGUCUUCCUGAGUUCAACCGUGAAAACAUUAAGGGCGCUACCCGUAUUGCCAAUCCUGGAUGCUAUGCAACAGGCGCACAACUUUCGCUUCGCCCACUUUUACCGUUUCUUGAUCCUCGCUCUUCUCCUACCGUCUUUGGUGUCUCUGGUUAUUCUGGUGCUGGUACCAAACCGUCCCCCAAGAACGAUAUCAAUGUAUUGCAUGAUAACUUGAUUCCAUACGCACUUACAAAUCACAUUCACGAACGUGAAGUAUCUUACCAAUUAGGAAGACCAGUCCAUUUUAUCCCUCAUGUUGCUUCAUGGUUCCAGGGUAUUGCACUCACAGUGAAUGCUCCCUUGCAAAAAGAAAUGACAAGCCAAGAUAUUAAAUCAGUCUUUGAAGAAUUCUAUCAGGGCGAGAAAUUGGUAAAAGUGAUGGAAUCAGGAGAACCAUUAGUACGUGAUAAUGCUAGUAAACAUUUCGUACGUAUCGGAGGAUUCAAUGUGCACCCUGAGGGUAAGCGCGUGGUGAUUACUACAACCAUAGAUAAUUUACUAAAAGGAGCAGCUACUCAAGCACUUCAGAACUUAAACUUGGCCUUAGAUUUUGAUGAGUACGCUGGUAUUCCUAUACAAUAA